This is a messenger RNA of Triticum turgidum subsp. durum (durum wheat), 1272 nucleotides long. Lineage: Eukaryota; Viridiplantae; Streptophyta; Magnoliopsida; Poales; Poaceae. The record is from the annotation of a GenBank genome assembly.
AUGGCGGCGGACAUGGCCGGCUGCUGCUGCUGCUGCAGCUGCUUCGGCUUCCUCUGGAAGCAACCCCACCGCCCCGCCGCCGGCGACAGCGACGGCGCGCCGUCCAAGGACCUGCUUUUGCCGAGGUCCAACGACGGCGGCAGCUUCUACGCCGGGGACGACCCCGACAACAGCAGCAGCUUCCUCGGCGACGACAGCAGGAGCUUCUACGAGAGGGAAGAGGAGGACUACCUCCUCCGCCAGAGCGACGGUGACGGCGACGACAAGCCGCCCCGCAAGCGGUCCGAGGACAUCAUACUCUCCCGGGCCCGGAACGGCUUCGCCUGCAGGGACAGCCUCGUCAGGGACACCAGGAAGCUCUUCCGCUCAGAGGACGAAACAACCGGCUGUAAGAUGAUCAACCAGUAUGUUCACCUGGGCAAGAUUGGUGCUGGGAGCUACGGCAAAGUGGUUAAAUACCAAAACAUCAAGGAUGGGAGGUUAUAUGCGAUAAAGGUGUUCAGUAAACCCUACAUGUUGAAAGUGCGUGUUGUGCGGUCAGAAACGGCCAUGACAGAUGUUCUUCGGGAAGUAUCCCUCAUGAAAAUGUUGGAUCAUCCCAAUAUACUAAAUCUCAUUGAGGUGAUUGACGACCCAAACACAGAUAAAUUCUACAUGGUUCUUGAGUUUGUUGAGGGGAAAAUGGUGUGCAAUAACGGUAUAGGUUUAGGAGAAGCUACUUCCAGGAAGUACUUGCGGGACAUUGUCUCUGGUGUUAUGUAUCUUCACUCUCAUAACAUUAUUCAUGGUGAUAUUAAACCGGACAACCUCUUGGUCACAAGUACUGGCAAUGUGAAGAUAGGGGACUUCAGUGUUAGCCAGAUAUUUGAGGAUGACGAUGAUAUGCUUUGGAGGUCUCCAGGUACUCCAGUUUUCACUGCACCAGAGUGCUGUCAAGGUUCAGCCUACCAUGGCAGAACAGCUGAUACCUGGGCAGUCGGUGUUACCCUGUAUUGCAUGAUCACGGGGAAAUAUCCAUUCCUUGGAGAAACUCUGCAGGAAACUUACGACAAGAUCGCCAAUGAUCCGGUGGAAAUACCCGGCGACACGAGCCCCCAGCUCGCCGACUUGAUGCAGAGGCUACUCUACAAAGAUCCGGGAGAUCGUAUGACCCUGCAGGCCGCGGCCGCGCAUCCCUGGGUCGCCGGGGCCGAGGGCCCGGUCCCGGAGUUUGUGUGUAGGUGCGGUUUCGGUCGCAGGAACAGGAAUGAUUCGCAGGAGGCGGUGCAAUAA